GAGAAAGUCGUCUGGUUCAGAAGACCCCAGUAUCAGAAAGUGUAAAAUCACCAGUUACUGUAGGACACAAACUCCAGGUCGACUGCUAAACCCAGAGGAUCACUUCUCUAGCAAGAAAUGUCUUGCCUGGUUUUACGAAUAUGCAGGGCUCGACAUUAACGCUUGUCCAGGACAAGUGGAUUUUUGAAGGGGCAAGUGAAAGAGAAUUUUUCUUGCCCGACCGGACAAGCAGACGGAUUAUAACAACCGGCUAUAUUUGUGGCCUGUGUCACUUAUUAGAAAGUUCAUAUUCUUAUUCUGCUGUUGAAAGUAAUCCAGAGCACGUAAUUUUAUAAUUCGCUAGUGAUCUAGUAACAGCUGCGCCCUGUUUGAUUGACAGGCGGCGUAUGUAUGUGUGCUGAACAUGCGCGUGUGUUCCGAAAGUGCUCACGCUCACCUGCGCACCUGAACGGUCAAAUUCGUUCCGCCCGUCUUGGUGAGGUAUUCAUAUAAACACAAAGAGUGAUGUCUAAAGUGAACGUAAACAGCGGAGAGAAAAAAAUGGAUUUGUAUUAAAAUGUUGUACUUGUAAAUGUAAGCAGACCUGUUACUGUCUAGUGUCUCAUUAUAAUAAUCAAACAACCAUAACAAGAAAACGAGAAAACACUCACUGCUCUUGACUGGGUAACUUUAGUAGCUUUAAAAAGUAUUAAUGUAUUAUAAUCAUACAGUGAAGAUCAGUAGUAGUUUUAUGUUGCAUUUCAUUCUGAAUGUUUACUUGAAUGCUUGAUAGCCUACUGCUGUUAAAAGCUUUUAAAGCUGUUUUAAAAAAAGCACAAUUUUCUUAAUUUGUAUUUUUUGUUCUAUUAUUUUUAAUCUAUUUAUUGCUGAUUUUUGUUAUUUUAUUACUGACUGUUUACUAGUCUUUAAUAAUUACUUAAGAACUUGAAACCAUUCUUCCAUAAUUAACAUAUUAGUUAGUGUUAUUGUUUGUUGUGGUUUUGAAGCUGGUAUUGAGAAUAGUCAAAUUUCACUACAGACUCAUGACAUUUUGGUAUUGUGGUAAUGUAUAGCCUUUAUUGUACAUGGUAGAUCUUGCUGCAAUAACAUGAUGAAAAAGUAGAUCUCAUUCCAUAGAAGUAUGAGCACCCCUGCUGUAAAUGAUGGUGAUGGAGGCUUUUCUUUAUUUGACCUACCCUACGUGACAUAAAAUAAUUACCAUAUGACAAAAGCCUCCUCGCCUACCCAGUGCAGUUUACAUUUCUGUAGCAGAGAAUUGAGUUGAUUGCAUAGGUACACUAUUAGGUUGGGCAUCGGUCAUAAUUUUAGAAAAAUAUACAACAUAAACUUUGACAUGUUACUUGAGCAUGUAACAUAAAUGUCUUUUUUUUUUUUCUCCGGACAAGUAACUUUUUUUACUCGGACGAGUGAAUGACCAGUUUACUUGUCCAGAGGACAAGCACAUGACAAUGCUCAAUGUCGAGCCUUGUCUUAACACACAAAUUAUUGUAUUGUUGUUGUACAUGUUGAAUGCAUCAUUCAAACAUUCACAGUGUAGGUUGGAAAAAGUAUGUGAAUCCCAAGGCUAAUGAUGUCAACAAAAGCUAAAUACAGUCAGGAGUUGGCAAACCUGGCAUCCAAUUAAUGAAACGAGAUUGGAGGUGUGUGUUAGAGAUAUUUUGAAUUAUAAAAAUUACUCAAACAUUUUGAGUUUGCUAUUCACAAGAAGCAUCUGUGACGUGGACCAUGCCUUGCAAAAAAGUUAUCUCAGAAGACCUACGAUCAAGAAUUGGUUGCUGGAAAGGUUUCUAAAGUUAUCUCGAAGAGCUUAGAUAUUCAUCUGUCAACAUAUUGUAUAUAAAUGGAGACGAUUUAGUACUGUGGCUACUCUCCCUAGAAGUGGCCAUCCAGUCAAGAUGGCUCAAAGGCACACGGCAGAAUGCUCAAUGAGAUAAAAAAUAACCCUAGAGUGACAGCUUCAGACUUGAAGGAAUCAUAGAAACUGUUAACAUCUCUGUUCAUGAGUCUACUAUGUGGAAAACAUUAAACAGGCAUGGUGUUCAUGGCAGGACACCAUGAAGGAAGCCGCUGCUUUCCAACAAAAACAUUUCUGCGUGCCUGAAGUUUGUAAAAGACCACCUUGACAACCCCAAGAUUGGUGAUGUCAGCCAAAAAGGACAUUUGUUUCAGAGGCAGAGCAAGUUAUUACAUUUUAAUGAAUGGUUACGAAGACUAAAAAAUUUUACCUUGUGAUAACAUGAUGUUGUCUUUAAGAUUUGCGACAGUAUAUUGCAUGGAGAUUUAUAUUUCCCAGACAUUUAAAGUGUGAUUUAAAUGUGUACAGGGUCAGAUGAUGUCGUUGGACCAGAGAGCAUGGAGAAGUUUUGUGAGGACAUCGGCGUGGAGCCAGAAAAUAUUGUAAUGUUAGUGUUAGCCUGGAAACUUGAAGCAAUAAAUAUGGGAUUUUUCACUAAAGAAGAAUGGAUAAAGGGAAUGACCUCUCUACAAUGUGACUGCACAGAGAGGUUACAAGGCAAAUUGGAUUAUUUGCGCUCUCAACUGAAUGACCCGGUUAUAUUUAAGAGCAUUUACAGAUAUGCCUUUGACUUUGCCAGGGAUAAAGAUCAGCGCAGUCUUGAUAUGGACACGGCAAAAUCCAUGUUGGCGCUGCUCCUUGGACGGACGUGGUCCCUGUUCCCUGUCUUUCAUCAAUUUCUGGAGCAAUCAAAGUAUAAAGUAAUGAACAAGGAUCAGUGGUACAACGUCUUAGAAUUUAGCCGCACAGUUAACGCAGACCUCAGCAAUUACGAUGAAGAUGGAGCCUGGCCAGUGAUGCUGGAUGAGUUUGUGGAAUGGCAUAAGGUCAAAAUUGCAUUAUAGCACAACCAGACGAUGAAUUAAAGACCCACGGACAAGUUUGAAGCACAUCAACACUUUUUUGUUUUUUUUUUCUCUCGGUGUGCCCCAACGUGUCCAAAUGCAAAUCAUCACUACCCACAGACUCUUACAGUGUUACUUUAAAAAGGAAAAAGCACAGAAAAAAAUCACAAACCAAACAAAAGUGGAAAUAUUUUUUUAUAUGUAUUUGUUGUUAUAUUUGGCAGUGUUGUAUGAUUUUUCCGAGAGCAAGAUGGGCUGUUUGUAAUUUUUGGUCGCUUUCAUUUUUUUUUUUUUCUUCUCAAGUUUUACUUUGUUUAUAGUGUUUUGAAAAGGAAAUAAAGCAGUUGUAUGUAAAUUGAUAUUUCUUCUGGACAUUGGUGGCUUACCAUAGCAUUAAAUUAAGCUUAAAGGUGUACUCAGUAACUUUGUCAUCUUGAACUUUCACUGACACCUAGCAGCUUGGAUGCAGCAUCAUUUAAAAUCAAUAGUUUUCAGUUUCAGAUGCCAUUGUAGAAAUUUAGUAUUCACAGUCAGCCAUGAUUACUUUAAUCAAUGAGUGAAAGUGUCAAAUAACAGGACAGUUACUGAGAUUAAGCGAGUAGUAUUCGGCUGGUCAUGUGAUUCUAACAUGGCAGCCCCCAUGUGUGGACCCUCUCCAUGUAGAAUAAAACAGCUUUUAUAAGGUUACUAAUAUGACUGGAGUCUUCAUUUUAAUGUGAGUGGUCAUGGUUACCUACAUAUAUUGCAAAAUUACUAUUCAUGUCUUUAGG
This is a messenger RNA of Myxocyprinus asiaticus (Chinese sucker), 3629 nucleotides long. RefSeq names its product DCN1-like protein 5. Lineage: Eukaryota; Metazoa; Chordata; Actinopteri; Cypriniformes; Catostomidae. Gene Ontology annotation, molecular function: ubiquitin-like protein binding; ubiquitin conjugating enzyme binding; cullin family protein binding. Gene Ontology annotation, cellular component: ubiquitin ligase complex. The record is from RefSeq and is a predicted model, not a curated record. The transcript is spliced from 8 exons. Gene Ontology annotation, biological process: protein neddylation; positive regulation of ubiquitin-protein transferase activity. The coding region runs from base 2314 to 2859 and encodes 181 amino acids.